Molecule: messenger RNA, 1065 nt
Organism: Colletotrichum karsti
Lineage: Eukaryota; Fungi; Ascomycota; Sordariomycetes; Glomerellales; Glomerellaceae
Exons: 2
Coding region: 1-1065 (354 amino acids)
Source: RefSeq, a predicted model, not a curated record
AUGCGCUUCUCAGGGCUAACCUACCUCUUCGCCACGGAGUUCGUGCUCAGCGGCGUAUCCGCAGUUGCUCUCAAUAACCCUUUCGAGGGUGCCGGCCACGGGAAUGAGAAAAGAGCCAAGUGCAACGCGAACAACUGUGCUCGAGCGGUGACUGGGACAGCGAACGGCUUACAAGCCACGCGCCUCGCCGACUGCUCAUCCUUCAUGCAAUGCUUCGUUACGCCGAUAGCGGUCACGGUCACUGACACCGUCACCAUAAGUGUAGAGGCAGAGACAACAAAGACGAGCUUCUUCACGCUAACUCGUGAUAAAUACCCCGAGGUAGUCAUCAGAUCCAGAGGUCCACUCUACAAGCGGACCGACGGCGUCAACGCCGUCCCCGUGACCAGCUGCCCGGCUGCUGUUCCUACCUACGCCUCGGCCUGCUCCGGAGCCGUCAGAUACUCCAGCGCAUGUUCUUGCGGAGGUGUCACCCAGUCCUACAGCACCCUGGGUGCGGCCGUGUCGACCGUCACUUCCACCGUGACCAGGACAAAACCCGACGGCUUCACCGUCACCACCGAGGUAACGAUCACCCAUCCGACUCGAACCGUCACCUUUGAACCGAGUCACCUCACUGUCGCAAAUCCCACGGGACGAUUCCGACUGAGGACAGUCGGCGACGAAUACAACGAUCUCUACGCCGUCGGCAGCACGGGGAGCAAGCUCGAGGGCUGGAUGUGGUUCGCCGUGACGGGGACCAACAGCUACUUCGAGAUCAACUCCACAACAGGUUACCUCACCGACUUUGGAUACCAGUUCGUCAAGCAGAAGAUCGGAAGGGAGGGCGGGGAAAUCGGUACUCCCUUCAACCGCGAUGACUCUACGUUUGGGCCGGUCAAGUUCAGGACGGUCUCGAACGACGGCGGUGCCACGCUGUGGAUGCCUGCCUUUGGCACGAACUUCCAGGCCAAGAUCCAGGUGUGUCCUCCGGACGAUGACCAUAGCUAUGCGCCCUGGUUCUGGCUGGGCUCUCAGGACAGAGACGGGUGUACUCAGGUGGCUCUUAAGAUUGUGCCCAUUUAG